ACGCGUUUGUCGUCACUCUUCACUGCCACGCUUCCAAACACGUUAGGCAGCUGUCAUGGACCAUAUUAAAGAUGGAUGGUUUACAGAGUCUUGUACGCUAUGGCCGGGGCAAGCAAUGAGUCUCCAAGUAGAGGAGGUCCUCUACCACAAGAAAUCCAAAUUUCAAGAUGUUAUGGUUUUCAAGAGCAAAACCUACGGAAAUGUGCUGGUGCUGGAUGGAGUGAUCCAGUGCACAGAGAGGGACGAGUUUGCCUAUCAGGAAAUGAUUGCCAACCUUCCCCUGUGUAGCCAUCCUUGUCCUAAGAAGGUGCUCAUCAUUGGUGGCGGAGACGGAGGUGUGCUAAGGGAAGUGGUGAAGCAUCCGCUGGUGGAAUCAGCGGUUCUUUGUGAGAUAGACGAGGAUGUGAUUAAUGUGUCAAAGAAGUUCCUCCCAGGGAUGGCCAAAGGGUUUUUCAGUCCCAAGCUCACCCUCCACAUUGGUGAUGGCUUUGAAUUCAUGAAGCAGAAUCAGGACGCCUUUGACAUAAUAAUAACAGAUUCAUCAGACCCAGUGGGACCUGCUGAGAGCUUGUUCAAGGAGUCUUACUACCAGCUGAUGAAGGCAGCAUUGAGAAGUGGUGGAAUUAUUUGUUCCCAGGGCGAGUGUCAGUGGCUCCAUUUGGAGUUGAUAAAGGAGAUGCAGACCUUCUGCAAAACCCUAUUCCCUGUGGUGGACUACGCCUACAGCACCAUUCCAACUUAUCCCAGCGGCCAAAUUGGAUUCAUGCUCUGCAGUAAAAAUCCUGAAACAAAUUUCAGGGAACCAGUGAAAGCACUGUCAAAAGAAGAGAAGGAAAGUAUGAGCCUUAAAUAUUACAACCCUGAAAUUCACAAAGCGUCGUUCGUUCUCCCAGAGUUUGCAAGAAAGGUGCUCAGAGAAGCAUGACCAGCAGCAAAGGGCCAUGUGCAUCCUUCAGCCAACCCUUAGAACAUGGAUAAACAACCUUUUUCAAUGGCUUCUUGAACUCUACGUAGUUAAACGUCAUCCCAAGAGUAUCAGUUCAGAGAAAAUAUUGAUUUUGAGCCGGUCUUGCACACUCUUGUGUUGUCUUUCAGUUCUUCAUGUAAUUGUCUUAUCUGCAUUUUGUGAAGCAAACCUAACCUCAUUCUGAAAUGUUGUUUUUUUUGUUUUUAAUUCUGUUUACUGUAAAAUACAAUAAAUUACACAUAGCACAACAUGUGUAAUUGUUACAUGGAGUAUAGGAACUGAGCUACCAUUUACAGGUCAAGUGAAUAAUACUAAUCACAUCUUUAAAUACAAUGUUUUUGUUGUGGAAAUGUGUAACCCCCACUCACACCUCCUUGCAGACCUACAUCCCAGAUGCCCAGUUUUGUUUGGCAGGUGGCUUUAAUUUUAUUGUGGCUGAUCGGUGUAUGUAAUCCUCUACUGCACAUUUAUUUUGUGACCUUUAUUAUUUUGAUCUUGUCACAAUCAUGGUUCAGAAUACUGUCCACUACACAGAAACCCUAUAGUGCCUGAAACUGGUUGCGCAUAACCUACCAGUCUUAUGGUCUCCUACUCAGAAGCUAAAUGGAAAGAGAUCCCUUUAAACAAAACAAAAAAGCACCUAAUUGGUUUAGUUAAGGCUCAGCUUUGAGCAUCAGAUAUAGAAUACUGUAAAGAGAUCACAUUA
Messenger RNA from Pelmatolapia mariae (spotted tilapia), 1673 nucleotides. It is a transcript of the gene srm, whose product is annotated as spermidine synthase. Gene Ontology annotation, molecular function: catalytic activity. Bases 56 to 925 code for a protein of 289 amino acids. The record is from RefSeq and is a predicted model, not a curated record. Gene Ontology annotation, biological process: polyamine metabolic process. NCBI's taxonomy places the organism in Eukaryota, Metazoa, Chordata, Actinopteri, Cichliformes, Cichlidae. The transcript has 8 exons.